Messenger RNA from Drosophila bipectinata, 1744 nucleotides. RefSeq names its product mitochondrial ribosomal protein S30 (gene mRpS30). Gene Ontology annotation, cellular component: mitochondrial large ribosomal subunit; ribosome; mitochondrion. The record is from RefSeq and is a predicted model, not a curated record. Gene Ontology annotation, biological process: translation. Gene Ontology annotation, molecular function: structural constituent of ribosome. NCBI's taxonomy places the organism in Eukaryota, Metazoa, Arthropoda, Insecta, Diptera, Drosophilidae.
CUAUGCUUAAAAACCCCGACGUUAUCUUAGCUGUCGGUUAUCGAAUCGAUUAUUUCGUAACCACUUCGAACAUUUUCAGGGAAGUUUUUCUGUCUAGAUGUUGAAGCUACUUCCAUUUAAUUUAAUAAAGCUCGCUUGCGUACGAAAACUCACACAAAAAUGUAGCGAAAUUAACCCACGGCCCGCGAAACGGGGGCCUUAUUAUCCUGAAAUACAAAAUGUGUCAUUAAAGGCUCGACAACAGAAUAAUGCUGAAGAUUGGCAUAAAGAAAUUUACCAAGUACCGACAGUUGAGGAAAAAAUACUCAAAAUUAAUAUGCCCCGAUACUACGGGUAUAAGGUAGUAAAUUUUAGUGACACAAAAACUCCUUACAACGCCUUGCCUGUAACUCAACAUUAUACACGCACUGUUAGGGAAAAGUUUGAAACGCCUAUUACAGGUUUUACGGAAAAAAACUCUGAGCGUAUAUUUACUGCGGCACGUAAAGAAGCUAUCGAAGCGGUAGAAUUUUCUUACGACUAUUGCAGGCAUUUAGCUAGGAUAACAAUGUGUACCUCAGUUGAUUUUGUUGCCCGUGAACGGCAUCUCAGUCAAAUAGUUGUUGAGCAAUUGAAUAGAGCCCUUUUGAAAGUUUUGAGCCAAGAAUACCCACACUUAAGUGAAGUCGAAAUAGAUUACAAUCCUCGUCAUGAAGCUUUCUGGACAGUAGGAGGUGUACAAUCAACUAAAAACGUCGUGAAUUCAAAAAAUGGAUGCAAAUGGCAAAUGAAAGAGGCGAAAAAUUCUUCCGACCGUCUAAUACAAUAUUCUGGUCAUCCUUAUGUGUGUCUGCGUCAUCAAAAACAGUUAGCAUCUUGGAAAACCCUCCCUGAGAGUAAUAACGAAAGGUUGAGCAAAAACUUGCCGCGGUUUAAAUACGAUGUGCGUUGUCUAGGUUAUAACACAAAACAUCAGCAUGCCACAAAUAUUCCCGGCCAUUGGCCUUGCGUAAAUGAACAGAGUUUUCCAUUUUUGUCCAUACACUCGCGAGCUCACCUUCAAAAUCGACCAAACUCUUAUGGCAAACAUGACACACAGGAAGCCCUCGAUGCGUUAGCGAUAAAAGCUUCAUACUCUCUGCUCUUGGCCCACGCUAGUUAUAACGGUUUUAACACUUACAAUGACCUUACCUAUCCUUUAAAUACCCAAACUAUUAUUACGAACGGUCAGGAAUGGAGUUUUUAUGAGUACCAAUUAAAUACAUUGCUAAUGCAUGGUUAUAAUGAAGUUGUGAACCCAAAAGUUAACUUCUGUCGAGGAUCCCCAGCUCUAUCACUUUUUUCAGAGGUUUCCUCAACGGGAAAGUGCGUGGGCUUCAACGAUGAAACGUUUAAGCAGUUGUUGAACUUUUAUGCCAAUGUUCCAAAAUUACAGCGUACCAUGGAAGAGCUACAGCCAUUUGUAUCUUCACGCUUAUCAGAGUUUAAAAAUUCAGAUCAAAGCGACUUUAUUGAUAAAAGAUUAAAACAUUUAACAUCAAAUCGCCCACGACAUCUUGAGCUACCGGAAAUUUUCUUAUGGGAGAAACUCUAUAAAAUAGAUAACAAAUCACGACCUAUGGAAGCAAAACGUAGAUUUUUCGAACGGAAUAUUAAUCCUUGGCGACGACGGCUUAAUGAAUACGAUGAAGAAUUUGUGCCGAAACCUUUGCGCCGAAAUGGGGGAAAAAUGAAGCUCCAAAUAAAAUAAAGUUUUACCCUUAAA